Messenger RNA from Anopheles stephensi (Asian malaria mosquito), 1888 nucleotides. It is a transcript of the gene bb8, whose product is annotated as glutamate dehydrogenase, mitochondrial. The coding region runs from base 105 to 1673 and encodes 522 amino acids. The record is from RefSeq and is a predicted model, not a curated record. Gene Ontology annotation, biological process: L-glutamate catabolic process. Gene Ontology annotation, cellular component: mitochondrion. Gene Ontology annotation, molecular function: L-glutamate dehydrogenase (NAD+) activity. The transcript has a single exon. Lineage: Eukaryota; Metazoa; Arthropoda; Insecta; Diptera; Culicidae.
AGAGAAGUUUUGUGCUCGACGUGAACAGUCCCUCCGCGCCAGUUUGCAGUUCGUUCGUUUGUCCAUUUAUUCUAUACAAUCCUGGUUGGUGCAACAACGUGGCAAUGCAUCGUUUUGUGGCGUCCUUCAAACUGUUCCGACGAGGUGCACACACCAUACCGAAGCAUCUCGAGGCCAUUCCCAACGAGCGAGAUCCACCAUUUUCGAAGAUGGUGGAAUAUUGCUUCCACAAGGCAUGCAUCGUGCUCGAGCCACAACUGAUAGAAUCGAUGAACAAGUAUCCUAACAUGACGGCGGAAAAGCGUAUCAACAGAGUGCAAGCCAUUCUGCAAAUCAUCUCCAACAACUCGAGCACCCUGGAGUUCCAGUUCCCGUUCGUGCGUGACGACGGUCGGUACGAGAUGGUCACGGCAUUUCGGGCCCACCAUUGCCUCCAUCGGCUUCCGGUCAAAGGAGGCAUUCGGUACUCGCAGGACGUGUGUAAGGAUGAAGUCGAAGCCCUUUCGGCACUGAUGACCUUCAAGUGUGCCUGCGUCAACGUACCGUUUGGCGGUGCCAAGGGUGGUAUCAUAAUCGACCCGUCCAAGUAUAGCGAGAAAGAGCUGCAAAGCAUCACCAGACGCUACACGGUGGAGCUGGCGAAGAAGAACUUUAUCGGGCCGGGCAUUGAUGUGCCUGCGCCGGACAUGGGCACAACGUCGCGCGAAAUGUCCUGGAUCGCCGACCAGUACGGAAAAACCUUUGGCCAUCGUGACAUCAACACAAUGGCCGUCGUUACCGGUAAACCGCUAAAUCAGGGCGGUGUAAGGGGCCGCACGGAAGCCACGGGCAAGGGCGUCUACAUUGCGACAAACUGUUUCACCCGCGAAGCUAGCUGGAUGCGCGAGGUCGGGCUCGAGCCGGGCCUGGAAGGAAAGACAGUCAUUGUGCAGGGCUUUGGAAACGUUGGGCAGUACGCGGCCGAACACUUCCACAAGGCAGGCUGCAAAGUGAUUGGCAUCAUCGAAAAGGACGUUUCAUUGCACUGCAAGUCCGGCAUCGACAUUAAGGCGCUCAGCCGAUACAAGACCCAGCAGAAGACGAUCAAAGGAUAUCCGAAGGCGAACGAAUUCAACGGUGAUUUGCUGCUGGAGGAAUGCGAUAUUCUCAUACCGGCAGCGAUGGAAAAAUCAAUCACCUCCGAAAACGCCAAAAACAUAAAGGCCAAGAUCAUAGCGGAGGGCGCUAACGGUCCUACGACGCCCGCCGCCGACAAAAUCCUCCAGGAGCGCCGCAUUCUCGUCAUUCCCGAUCUUUACUGCAAUGCCGGCGGUGUAACUGCGUCGUACUUUGAGUAUCUCAAAAAUAUUAAUCACAUCUCGUUCGGUAAGCUAUCGUUCCGCCACGAGGCUCACAACUUGCGGGAGGUGCUCGCCUCCGUGCAGGAGUCGUUGCGUAGUGCAGGAGUUUGCGUCACCGUAACGCCCAGCAAACAUCUCAAGCAUUACUUUGAGCACGCGAGCGAGGCCGAUGUGGUAACGUCCGGGCUGCAGUUUGUGCUAGAAACGGCCGGGAAAGGCAUAAUGAAUGUAGCAUCGCAGCAUCAACUCUGUUUGGACCUUCGAACUGCGGCCUACAUCUGGUCGGUGGAGAAAAUUUUCAAAUCGUACGAAGAAGCGGGUCUUUCCAUGUAAACAGUCCUGUUCCUUUUGUUUCUGCAAUUGUCUUAAGAUUGGUCGAAAUUUCAACACUCUGCAAUACAUACAUUUGAUUUACAAUCCAAUCGUUCUUAACUAAACAACUUUGGGUUUUUUCUGUGGCGUAGCACUCAUGCAAAAACACCUCGUUCGUAUUUAUAGGCUUUGGAAUACUUACGACUUUACCUGGAGCCAGAGCCUCAACAAUUUUG